AUGGUGUCGGUGUCGGUUAUAAUUUUGCAGCUGAUCACCGCCUUUCUACUGGUCGUUGACGGGUGAGUUGUGGGUUCUUUGAUGUAAAAAUCAUCUUCUUUGUUUACCUCGGAUGUUAGUGUGGACUGCAUUAAUUAGUUCUUUGAUCCAAGAUCCGUAGGGUCAUCUUUUUUAUAUCCUUGUGUGUACAACGCUUGUUCCGAAAUUAGAUCAAAUAACGUCGUCAUGACCUGAAAAUGAGUUGUCGAUGUUACGUUUGAGUCUAAGAAAAGUUGUUUGGCCGGAAUACGAAAACAUUUUGGCUACGUAAUUACCUGAUAUUCGUAGGUCGCUCUCGAAUUAACACCGAGCAAAAAGUUUUUCGAUUAUUAUUGCAGCUGCCUUCUUCCCUGCAAUUUCUCUGCAGUACUCUGAGUUCUAUCUUUACUCCCAUUUUAUUUGCACCCUUUAUUUGUUUUAUUUCCACGUUAGUUUCUUCGAAUGUUGAUUCUGUUUAUCAGAUAAUUUUUGUAAGGCCAGGUUGUUUUUGGUCUUCAUAGUUCAAAAGUUUUACUUUUAUCAAAAUUUAUGACCCCUAAGGGGUUUCGUUGAAUGUUAAUUAUUUAGAAAACAUGUUUCAUGAUAGGAAUACACGGAAAUGUCCGCGGGCAAUAACUCUUUAAUCUUAGAAGCGUCCCAAAAAGUGCCUUUUAAACAUGGGUCCACCUGUAUUUUGUGAAGUUAAUCCUUUUACCAUUAUUUGAGCUCCGUAAUAUAUGUGAGUAAUUUUUAGUUGACCUUAAUGCUCACUUACAAUUAGUACAGCUUCUAAUUGCAAGCCUGGAAUGGCCAUGAAUUUCGAUGUGUUCCCACUCAUUUUGGGGCACAAUGACAUGAUCCAGAACAUUUAAUUUCCAAGAAACUCACCCUCAAGAAGUAAUGUCUUCAGUUUGAAAUUAUCUGCACUUUAAGCGGAUCCUCUCUUCGCAGUGGACUUUGUUACAAAAAGAUGUUUUUGAAAGAAAAUUUCUCAAAAUACAGACAGACAUGAAAACGCCUCAGGGAGAACUGGUUUCCAAAGAACAAAAGUCGAAAACAGGUGUAACCGCGAAUCAGGGAUCCAUUAGUGACUUCUGUCUGAAGUGAGGGCCCGGAUUACUGUAAUAUGACGUGGGAAACAAGAAGUGGAUAGGGCAUCUAUAAUACGUUGAAUGAUAAUAUGAAACAUGCCUAACAAGAGAAGUCACUUAAGUCAUGGAUCGAUUUUGAAAAAAACGAAAGAAGGAAAGCAGUACUUUUCAAUCAACAAAACCUGUGUAAUAUACUAGCCCUUCCGGAAAGUCGCCGACUGGAAUCAACGACACGGACUGUGAGGAAAAAAGUUUUCUUUGCACUGUGCAAUUUCAUGCUUUUUCCACCGUGGAAUAGGUUUUUUCGGGUGUCGUCGCACAUUGACCUUCUUCGCAUAGUGCAAGCGCCAAUAAUCAGUUCGGCGACUUCCCGGAAGGCUAGUAUUACGCUUUUUCAAAAGUGCGUAGACUUUCGGCCUUUUUUCGCACCGCACCGUGCGACAUGUUUUGAAAAGGAUCGCGACUUAACUGACUUCCCUUAUAAGUUACCAUUCAACUUUGUGAAAUGCGCCAUCCUUAUGUGACGUAUUUCAGGUACAUAAUCGACAGGUGGUCAACGUUGGAAGACCCAGCACGACUAUAUCCCCUUUCCGAUUCAGAAUACAUUCGAUAUCCAGUCAGACGGAGUGUAGAUACGGAAGAAGCAAGCAUGGACAGAACCUUUAGCCAGGGAUACGCAAAGAAAUCACAGAAUCUGAGUUACAAGGCGUUGAAGAAGUUCAGCGGAUCUGGAUCGCGCAAUUGUUUCUUCACCCCCAUCCAAUGCAUGAUCCAACACGACAUGAGCAAGUACAAGAAGCUGGUCGAUGGCUCCAAAGUCAUCCAGAAUUAA
Bursaphelenchus xylophilus (pine wood nematode) is the source of this 1941-nucleotide messenger RNA. NCBI's taxonomy places the organism in Eukaryota, Metazoa, Nematoda, Chromadorea, Rhabditida, Aphelenchoididae. The record is from the annotation of a GenBank genome assembly.